This is a messenger RNA of Acaulospora colombiana, 1125 nucleotides long. Lineage: Eukaryota; Fungi; Glomeromycota; Glomeromycetes; Diversisporales; Acaulosporaceae. The record is from the annotation of a GenBank genome assembly.
AUGAGUAAUCAAGCGCGAGCAUCGCGACAUGCUUCGGGAAUUUUGCCCUCCAAACAGUUCUUUGCUCCAAGAAAGCCUAUAACGCAGAGCGUUUCUUUAAGAAGAAAGUCGACCAGUCCCAUUGUUCCAAAUUCACCCAACGCACAAACCUCACCUACUCUUCAAACCACACCACUUUCUUUCACGUCCACAACCGAUUCACCACUUCCCGGCAUCCAAUCUGAAGAGGAAGGGAUGUCUCUUUUACACCAACCUAAGACGUUCACAUCAUUCUCCCCUGUUACAACUUCACUCAACCCAUCGCUCGACCAGUCGCUUGACAGUAUCUUUAACCCGGAGCUGUCACAAAGCGCACCCGGUCGGACCCCUGCGCCUAUUCGACCACCGAGCGCGCUCCUUAUUCGGCGUUCUUACCGUCAGCAAAGUGGUGAUAUAUCACAAGCCACCAUAGAUUCUAUCUUGGAACCAGCUGCGAAUGUUCCUGUUUUAGAGUCGGCAGUCUAUAGACCUUCAGCUCGUCAGAACAUCGACUCCAGAGAUUUUGCGACGGCAGUAGCAUUCACAGGGCACCCGGAUAAUGAUUUACCAAACACUCCCUCUGCAAAGCUUCACCUAAUUUCACCAAAGAACACUUCAACAAAGCAGACCCCUCCAAAUGCAACUGCGUAUUCGGUUGUGGCAAAAUCUAUGCCUCGCUUAGUUGCUACAAAGUCGGAUCCAACACAUGACAUAAGUAAGAAAGGGCACAAGCGACUUUAUCAAGCUUGGCCUGGGAGAAAUCGAUUUUUUCUUGGUGGACGGAUAAUGACAAGCAGGGAUUUCCCCGCAUUCCUAGUCGCAUUUUGUGCCCUCACCAUACCAUCUGGACUCUUUAUGGGAUUUACGUGCCCAUUUCUGUAUCAUAAUGUUUCGCCCGCGGUGGUCUUUGUGUUUGUCUACUUCUUCUUGCUGGCACUUGCCAGCAUGCUCAGAACAUCUUGGUCUGAUCCGGGGAUUAUUCCUCGUAACCUGGAUCCUUCGCCGCCCACGGAAGACCUCGAGGAUACCGAGAAUCAUGCUGAUAAUAAUAACGCAUACUUCCCGACGCGGAGUGUACCACUUCCAAAAGAGGCCCCCAAGGUGUAG